This is a messenger RNA of Phragmites australis (common reed), 1245 nucleotides long. RefSeq names its product nicotinate N-methyltransferase 1. NCBI's taxonomy places the organism in Eukaryota, Viridiplantae, Streptophyta, Magnoliopsida, Poales, Poaceae. Gene Ontology annotation, biological process: methylation. The record is from RefSeq and is a predicted model, not a curated record. Gene Ontology annotation, molecular function: O-methyltransferase activity; S-adenosylmethionine-dependent methyltransferase activity. Bases 49 to 1140 code for a protein of 363 amino acids. The transcript is spliced from 4 exons.
UACCAUACACACUCUCGCCCACGCCGUUUCCUCCAAACCGCAACAAAAAUGUCGCCGGCCACCGCCAAGGACGACCCCGCCUCUGCCGCAGCCGGGGACGUCUCCCCGGCGGAGGCGCGCCUGGCCAUGAUGGAGCUCGCUAACAUGAUUUCCGUCCCCAUGGCUCUCACCGCCGUCAUCCGCCUCGGCGUCCCCUCCACCGUCUGGGCCGGCGGAGCCAACGCACCGCUCUCAGCGGCCGAGAUCCUCCCCGCGGACCACCCGGACCCCUCCGUCCUCGAGCGCCUCCUUCGCCUGCUCGCCUCCCGCGGCGUCUUCUCCGAGCACGCCGGCUCCCCGCGCCGGUUCGCGCUGACAGCGGUGGGGCGCACCCUGGUGCCCGGCCCCUCGGGCGCGUCGUACGCGGACUACGUGCUGCAGCACCACCAGGACGCGCUGGUGGCGGCGUGGCCGCGCCUCCACGAGGCCGUGCUCUACCCUGCCGGCCCCGAGCCAUUCGCACGCGCCAAUGGCGGCGUCCCCGCAUACGCCUACUACGGCAAGGACAGGGAGGCGAACGAGGUGAUGCUCCGGGCGAUGAGGGGGGUGUCGGAGCCCUUCAUGGAGGCGCUGCUGGACGGCUACGCGGGCGGCUUCGACGGCGUGGGCACGCUGGUGGACGUCGGGGGCAGCUCCGGGGCGUGCCUCGAGAUGAUAAUGCGGAGGGUCGGCACCAUCAAGGAGGGGCUCAACUUCGACCUGCCCGACGUCGUCGCCGCCGCGCCGCCCAUCGCCGGAGUAAGGCAUGUUGGUGGAGACAUGUUCAAGUCCAUCCCCUCCGGUGACGCCAUCUUUAUGAAGUGGGUUCUGACGACAUGGACGAACGACGAGUGCACGGCGAUCCUCAACAACUGCUACAAUGCACUGCCGGACGGAGGGAAGCUGAUCGCCUGCGAACCUGUGGUGCCGGAGAAGACGGACACCAGCGUGAGGACGAGGGCGCUACUGGAGAACGACAUCUUCGUCAUGACCACCUACCGGACCCAAGGGAGGGAGCGGUCCGAGGAGGAGUUCCGGCAGCUCGGCCUCGCCGCAGGGUUCACCGGCUUCCGUGCCAUCUACCCGGACCCGUUCUAUGCUCUUCUGGAGUACAAGAAAUGAUCUCAAGUUCUCGAGUGAAAGAUUGUGUCUCUCUUGUGACCAUUGAGUUGAAUAACAACAUACAAUAAUGCCCGAGUUGAAGUUCAAGUUGGAAGUACUUCAGUU